ACGAUAAUUGAAGAAAUGUCUGAAGAGGAAUAUCAAAAACAGGUUCAAUCGCUGAUAACUAAAAAGUUAGAAAAGCCGAAAAAUUUGACUCAAGAAGCACGCCGAUAUUGGGGACAUAUAGAUUCGGGAUAUUAUAAUUUUGACCAAGUUGAAAAGGACGUUUCCGAAAUACGCAAAAUCACCAAAUCUGACCUUUUGGAAUUCUAUAAAACUUUAAUUUGUCCGUCAUCGCCAGUUCAAAGGAAACUAUCUGUUCAUAUGCGAUCACAGAAAUCUGCUCAGACAAAAAGAUCGGUUCAAAUUGAAAUCAACGAUCUUCAUACCUUUCUUAUCGAACAAGGUCUAAACAUUAAAGUUGAAGAGUUGACGACAUUUUUCUCAUCGAAAGAAUUGAUCAAUGGUCCGAAACUUGAAGAUUUACUGAGAGAAUUCUUAGUUGAACAUAAUAAACUUAAGAAAGAUGAAAUCGAAGAUCUGAUAAAGAAUGUUACAAAAUUAAAUUCGGAGAAGGACGAGGGUGAUCCUAAGUUGGAAAUGGAUCAGGAGAAUGAGUUGAUAGAAGACGUGAUUGCGUGGAAGAGAAACAUGAAAUUGGGUCCUGCCGCUGUUCCGGUUGUAUAUUUUAGUGAAUUUGUGAGCAAGUUGUAG
Acaulospora morrowiae is the source of this 648-nucleotide messenger RNA. The record is from the annotation of a GenBank genome assembly. NCBI's taxonomy places the organism in Eukaryota, Fungi, Glomeromycota, Glomeromycetes, Diversisporales, Acaulosporaceae.